This is a messenger RNA of Amphibalanus amphitrite, 2902 nucleotides long. RefSeq lists its product as uncharacterized. The coding region runs from base 38 to 2491 and encodes 817 amino acids. The transcript has 6 exons. NCBI's taxonomy places the organism in Eukaryota, Metazoa, Arthropoda, Thecostraca, Balanomorpha, Balanidae. The record is from RefSeq and is a predicted model, not a curated record. Gene Ontology annotation, molecular function: protein binding.
AGCGCGCGCGAGCAGCGUGGGCGCAAAGCUCAGCACGAUGAGGCCGUCGGUGGGUAUCCAGCUGCACUGGAAGUCGUACCUGUCGGACCUGCGCUCACUGCUGCAGCGCCUGCGCCAGUCCGAGGAGCUCACAGAUGUGGUGCUCACCAACGGCACGACCAGCAUGCGCUGCCACCGCGUCAUCCUCUCCGCCGCCUGCCAGACCUUCCACGACCUGCUCAAGGAGCACAGCGGUGACGUGGUGAUCUGCCUGGGCGGAGUGGAGAGCGCCGAACUCCGCUCGCUCGUCGACUACAUGUACUCGGGAGAGGUGGAGGUGGCACGCGGUCGGCUGGCGGAGUUUCUGGCGCUGGCCGCACAGUGGGGCGUCAGGGGACUGGAGGAGAGUCCGCCGGACGACGCACAUACACAGAGGGUUCCCGACUCGCUGAGCUCACCCCCUGCUCGGGCAGUAACGGGCGGCCGGCCCCACCUGCUGGAAAUCAACUCAUCCCCCGCAUCUUUAAACAACACCGCUCGGCGGAGCGAGGCGACCUCUGCCGACUCCACGUCCAAACGGAAGGGCCGAGAGUCGGACUGUAGCCCCGCGGACGGCGGCCGCGGCUCCUCCGCAGUGGCGGGCCCGUCGUCGUCCCACCCGCGCGUCCGACAGCCCUCCUCGGACUCCGAGACCAGCUCAGACGAGGACGAGGACUCCCAGACGACGUCCGGAAUCAACAGCGCUGUUUUAUCAGCUAUCCGUCCAGACAGCGCGAGCAAAUCAAACGCUUCAUCGGCACAGCAGCCGCCGGGAAAGGCGAGCAAGCCCAGUUCGUCGACUCCCACCUCUGCGAGCAAAACCAAGUCACACAAGGCGACCAAGAAGUCAGCUCGGGACGCAACCGGCGUGCUCCCCAAAAUGUUCGCCUGUCCACAUUGUCCGCGGGUGUUUAUCAAAGGAUACUUCUUCGAGGCGCACAUGAAGAACCAGCACAAUGACGAUACGGCGCCGGAGGAGCACCGUCUGCGCGUCACAGCCGGUUCCAGUCGCGUGGUGCAGAUGGCCAGCGGCCUCGUCUCAAUCGACCUGCCGCCGCUCACCAAGAAGAAGAGAAAGAAACAGCAAAGCGACGCUGAGGAGACGCCAAAGAAAAAGAAGAAAGCUGCAGUUGUGGGGAAACCCAGGAAGAAAAAGCGUGGCCGGACGGCGGAGGACCGGGCGGCCGAGGCGGCGGCGGUGGUGGCGGCUGCCGACGCCGCUGUCAAGGCAGCGCUGGAGCGGGCGGCGCAGGCGUCCCGGGAGGCUGGCCCCUCGGAGUCGCCGUCCGCGCGCGGCCCGCGAGCCAGCGAGGUGAUGGCGGCUCCGUCCAAACGCGCCCGGCCCACCUCAGCGAGCAGCAGCAGUGAGUCCGACUCCGACGGCGGCUCGCCAGCGGAGGUGUUCAAAGCCGGGGCGCGGCCGGCGGCGGCUGAAUCGACACCGGCCGCCACGUCGUCGCCCGUUGCUUCGAUACCACUACCACCACUGCCGUCAGAACCACCUCCAUCGCCACAGACAGCACCGCCUCCCCCACCGCCAGUGCCACCACCGGCGCCGCCACCGCCGGCGGCGACGGUGAUGAGGGCGGUCUCGCUACCUCCGCGACCUCGGGACAGUAGAUCGCUGCCACCACCUACCUCAAGACCUCCCUGGUCCGCGGGGGUCUCGGCCGGCUCCGGCGGCUCCAACUCACCCAGGCCGUCUCGGAUUGUGUUCGACGAGGACGGACAGCCUUGCGCGCCCACUCCGGCUCCGCCCGAACCUCAGGACGUCAAACCAGUGAUAGUGUCCGUGGAGGGUGGGGAGCAGGGAAACCGCACCAGGAUUGUGUUCGAUCAGGAGGGCCGGUCGCGGCCGGCUGCGCCGCCACCUCCGCCAGUAGGUAUUGCCACACACGUGCGGCGGGAUUCGAGCAGCUCGGACCGAGCGCGCGACGGCCAUCGCCGAGACGGUGAUGGGAGCUCGGACAGGAACGAAGACCGAAACAGAGAUAAAGAGCGUGAUAGAGAACGGGAGCGAGAGAAAGAAAGGGACAAAGAACGAGAUCGGGAACGGGAGCGAAGCAAAGAACGAGAUCGAGAAAGAGAGAGGAUCAGGGAACGAGAGCGAGAAAGAGAAAAGGACAGAGAACGAGAGCGAGACCGGCUUCCAAAGAACGGUAAAGACCAGGACAGAAGAUCGGGCGAACGCGGGCGUGGCAGAGGUGGGCCGCGCGGUGGGGGUCCCGGCGGAGCCCCAAAACCUAUGACAGACCGAACUCCAUUCAUAGUGGACCGUCAGGGCUGCCAUGAUCGGCACGGGCCCGUCAUGCACGAGCCGUGGCCGGCGCGUGGCGAUAUGGGCCCGAUGGCGCCACAUCACUGGCAAGGAAGCCCCCCAAUGGAGCGGGGCCGCUGGGGUCGGGGUAGGGGUGACCGGGGUCACGGCUGGGGACCCCGCGGUAAGGGUCACCGCCAGAGGGGCAGGAUGUAGCAGCGUGGCUGCCUGACAUGUGUUUCGUUACGAGUGCGGGUGUUUCGAGUUUAUGGUGGUCGUUUUAAGAGUUGUGCGGCGGUGUAUUUGACCCCUUUGCCCGGUGUUCUCCUUUGAUGAUAGAUGGACUUCCUGAUCAACGAUCUGGUGGAAGCGCAUCUCCACCUAAGUGGUUUGUUGGACGCCGUUCGGUGCGGGCGACUGCUGCGGUGCCGAAUUUGGGGUGCCUUGGUCCGGUGUAGUUGUGAUUCCGUCUUAUCCAGGACCACGCGCGUGACAAUUGCAGGCUGUGUCGGCUCGAUACUGCCUUAAUGUGUUGCUCAGCCAUAGGCCGCAGCCAGCGGCGAGUAUCAGGGAUCAUUGCAUUCUCUGGAGAGGCGUCAUGUUUCAAUACAUCAUCUACGUCUGACA